GGGAGGCGUAGCCGGGCGCGUCGGAGCCGCUUCCUGGGCGCGGGCGGCGCGGGCUCCCAGGAGCGCGCGGAGCGGGGAGGGCGCACCUGGGGAGGCCGCGCGGGCGACAUGGAGGACGGCGUGCUCAAGGAAGGCUUCCUGGUCAAGAGGGGCCACAUUGUCCACAACUGGAAGGCGCGGUGGUUCAUCCUUCGGCAGAACACUCUGGUGUACUACAAGCUUGAAGGGGGUCGGAAGGUGACCCCUCCCAAGGGCCGCAUCCUCCUGGAUGGCUGUACGAUCACCUGCCCCUGCCUAGAGUAUGAAAACAGACCGCUCCUCAUUAAGCUGAAGACGCGAACAUCCACAGAAUACUUCCUGGAGGCCAGCUCUCGAGAGGAGAGGGACGCCUGGGCCUUUGAGAUAACAGGAGCUAUUCACGCAGGGCAGCCAGGGAAGGUUCAGCAACUCCACGUAUUGAAAAACUCCUUCAAGCUGCCCCCUCACAUCAGCCUGCAUCGCAUCGUGGACAAGAUGCAUGACAGUAGCAGUGGAAUCCGCUCCAGCCCCAACAUGGAGCAGGGAAGCACCUAUAAAAAGACCUUCCUAGGCUCCUCCCUGGUGGACUGGCUCAUCUCCAACAGCUUCGCAGCCAGCCGUCUGGAGGCGGUGACUCUGGCCUCCAUGCUCAUGGAAGAGAACUUCCUCAGGCCCGUGGGUGUCCGAAGCAUGGGAGCCAUUCGCUCUGGGGAUCUGGCGGAACAGUUUCUGGAUGACUCCACGGCCCUAUACACUUUUGCUGAGAGCUUUAAGAAGAAGAUGAGUCCCAAGGAAGAAAUCAGUCUCAGCACUAUGGAGCUAAGCGGCAUGGUGGUCAAACAAGGCUAUCUGGCCAAGCAGGGGCAUAAGAGGAAGAACUGGAAGGUGCGCCGCUUUGUUCUGAGAAAGGACCCAGCUUUCCUGCAUUACUACGACCCUUCCAAGGAAGAGAACAGGCCAGUGGGUGGGUUUUCUCUUCGUGGUUCUCUCGUGUCUGCUUUGGAGGAUAAUGGCGUUCCCACUGGGGUCAAAGGGAAUGUCCAGGGAAAUCUCUUCAAAGUGAUUACUAAGGAUGACAAGCACUACUACAUCCAGGCCAGCAGCAAGGCUGAGCGAGCUGAGUGGAUUGAAGCUAUAAAAAAGUUAACAUGACAAGGACCUGGAGGAACCAGACCAGGAUUCCCUCCUACCAGGUGAUAACAGACAGGACUUCCUGAAAAAAUGGGAGUGUUCUAAGAUUUGUCUUUGUACAUUUUGUACUGCUUUGGAAUGAGACAGUUGAAGAAUUCCUCAGAUUACAAACGGCAGCGGUGCCAUUUCCUUCCCCAUCUUCAUGUUACCAACCUGGAGAGACUAGAACAGCCAUUGAGCAUCUUGAUGUCUGCACAUCAUCAAAAACAGCCAUUUUCUUGAGCACCAAAGUAGGUUCCCUUUGUUGGAACUCUUAACACCGGCCAUACUGUAAUAUUCAGUGAAACUCUAUUUUCAUGUGGCUUUCUCUGAAAGAGUAUCAACUUUGAACUGCUUUGUAACUAAUAAAAAUUGACAUUUGUUUGUGUCAACUUUGAA
Otolemur garnettii (small-eared galago) is the source of this 1587-nucleotide messenger RNA. It is a transcript of the gene PLEK2, whose product is annotated as pleckstrin 2. The coding region runs from base 109 to 1170 and encodes 353 amino acids. Gene Ontology annotation, cellular component: plasma membrane. The record is from RefSeq and is a predicted model, not a curated record. Gene Ontology annotation, biological process: actin cytoskeleton organization; intracellular signal transduction. The transcript has 9 exons. NCBI's taxonomy places the organism in Eukaryota, Metazoa, Chordata, Mammalia, Primates, Galagidae.